AUGCUCCAGUUGCCACCCCGACGCAAGCGUUCCAUUCGACCGCAACAUCCAAUCGUUCAUCUACAAAAAUCAAACAAGAACCCAUAUCUGCAGGGCGAAAUUCUGAAGACGGUCUCGAAGAAGGAUGGCAGAAACGUAUGGUAG
This is a messenger RNA of Haemonchus placei, 144 nucleotides long. The record is from the annotation of a GenBank genome assembly. Lineage: Eukaryota; Metazoa; Nematoda; Chromadorea; Rhabditida; Trichostrongylidae.